CUCUACCUCGGUAUCGCGGUUCGAAUCGGUGCCAAUGGAACUCUCGACAUUGGCAUAGCCUUACACGACGGCACAUACUCAAUCGAUUUCGAAGUGACCACAUUCAAAUUGAAGAGCUCCUCCUCUACAUCCAGCUCCGCCAUAUCUGGCACUUCUAAAGAACUGCCUGGCGAGUUGGCCAAUUAUGUCAUUGGAAAGUUGGAAAAGUUACAGAAGGAGCACUUGUACAAAUUCGUAGGCGCUGGCGUGAACAAGAAGGCGCUUGAACUCAACCCAACAUUUGCGGCCCUCUUGUGGAAGGAAUUGGACAUUGUCCCGCUCGUCCUUCCGAACCAGCCUUCACCAGACCUACUUUCUCAGCAUGGUCGUCAUGAUGUUACUGUUGACGAAGAGGCGGACUCUAUGGCGAGGAAGGCAUUAGUAGAAUUUGGACCGGCGAACCAACCGCGGCUGCUCGUCGGAACGCGAAAAAACAUGGUGGAGGUCGACAGUGAUGGACGCACUCAAAUCAGUGUCAUAGACGACUACAUGGACACCGUCAACAAGGAGACGACAUGGAAGGCAACGCUCAAGUAUGCCGAGUCCCUAAAGGAGAGGAAAGUCAAAGUCGCCUUCUUUAACAGCACGCCUCAAGGUGGAGGUGUGGCACUGAUGCGACAUGCCCUGAUCCGUUUUCUCCGAAUUCUCGGGGUGGACUGUGAAUGGUAUGUCCCGAAGCCCAAGCCAGAAGUCUUCAUUCACACCAAGAACAACCACAAUGUCCUCCAACACGUCGAGGGAGCAGGCCCCCCUCUCACACGCGAGGAGGCCCAAUUGCUCGACGACUGGGCCCUUCACAACGCCGAAAGGUUUUGGAUCAUCGACAAGGGCCCUCUCGCACCCCGCGACAAUGGCGGUGCGGACGUAAUCAUCAUCGACGACCCGCAAAUGCCAUCCCUCGUCAAAAUCGCAAAAGAGAAGGACCCCGAGCGCCCCGUCAUCUUUCGUUCCCACAUCCAAGUCCGCGCCGAUCUUGCCGACAUCCCCGGCACCCCCGCCCACCAAGUGUGGUCCUGGAUCUGGAACAAUAUCCAAGCCGCAGACCUCUUCAUUAGCCACCCGGUCCGCGAAUUCGUGCCUAAGACAGUCGCUCCCGCGAAGGUAGGUUACAUGCCUGCCACCACCGACUGGCUCGACGGCCUGAACAAGAAUCUCAGCGACUGGGACCAGCAGUACUACAUGCUCGAGUUCGCGACAGCAUGUUUCCGCGAGCAGAUGACAACACUGGCAUGGCCAGACCGCCAAUUCAUCGUGCAAAUCGCGCGCUUCGACCCCGCAAAGGGCAUCCCAGAUGUCCUUGCAGCCUACGCUGAGCUUCGGCGCAACCGCAUGGCCAACUUCGACACAGAGCACAUACCCCAGCUCGUCGUCGCGGGCCACGGCGCCAUCGACGAUACCGACACCCAGCGCAUCUACGACGCGACCAUCCUCGAACUGCACACAAAGUACAAGGACAUCAAGUCCGACGUCGUCGUCAUGCGCGUCGGCCCCACCGACCAGAUCCUCAACACCCUCAUGUCCACCGCGCACGUCGCGCUGCAGCUCUCCACGCGCGAGGGCUUCGAAGUCAAAGUCUCGGAGGCUCUGCACAAAGGCGUCCCCGUCAUCGCGACUCGCGUUGGUGGUAUUCCGCUGCAGGUCCAGCACGGGAAAUCUGGAUACCUCGUUGAGCCUGGCGACUUCAAGGCCGUUGCGCAGCACCUGUAUGACCUCUUCACUGACGAGGUGCUGCAUGAUAGGAUGAGCCGCUACGCGGCGACGCACGUCAGCGACGAAGUCGGCACCGUGGGGAACGCGCUGAGCUGGCUGUACCUUGCGGAUACGCUGUCGCGGGGGAAGAAGCUAGAGCCGAGUAGCAGGUGGAUCAACGACAUGGCGAGAGAGAAUCUGGGGAUUAGGUAUCAGAACGGGGAGACGCGGUUGCCGCGGAGCGAGAAUCUGGAUUUGAUGGGGGAUGAGACUAGGGGUUGACAGAAGAGGAAGAGGUGGAAAGACGGGAAGUCUAUUUCGGGUUGUUCGUGUCUGGCAAGCUGAGCGAUCGUUUGGUCAUUAUGUCAUUGUCGGUUGCAAGAUACGGCGCGGAAAGGUGGCAACCCUGACGCAGUGGAUGAUGCAUCGAUAGAAUGUUUCCUAGCCAAUGAGUCGAUGACGGUGGGCCGGUUAUCUGACAUCUGGGCGGAAUCAUGCCACUAUAUUGUGCUGAUAUUGCACUCCUUGAUUAUAUUAGCAUCGUGGUCUCCGUCAAACGUGCCAUAGUCGUAGGUCGCUCGCUCCAGGG
Molecule: messenger RNA, 2317 nt
Organism: Paraphaeosphaeria sporulosa
Lineage: Eukaryota; Fungi; Ascomycota; Dothideomycetes; Pleosporales; Didymosphaeriaceae
Product: putative trehalose synthase (Ccg-9)
Exons: 4
Molecular function (GO): glycosyltransferase activity
Source: RefSeq, a predicted model, not a curated record